Molecule: messenger RNA, 2389 nt
Organism: Homarus americanus (American lobster)
Lineage: Eukaryota; Metazoa; Arthropoda; Malacostraca; Decapoda; Nephropidae
Exons: 6
Coding region: 196-1869 (557 amino acids)
Source: RefSeq, a predicted model, not a curated record
GCGUCUGGUAGGGGUCAAUCUAGGGGUCUUGUUUUCGUCUGAUUAUUACAGGUGAAGGUGUUCAGUAAUCCUGUUCCUGGAUUGUCUGACUCUCUACCCAAGUUAAGAAGGCAUACACGUCCUGUCCUUGUCCUUGGUCAGCAGACACCGAGCCUCCGUCCUUGGUAGCCCCUAGACACGCCCCUACCCGAGGUCAUGUCUGAGAAAGAGCCAACCGACAAAUCUGAUACCCAAAGACAUUUAUGUAAGGAAGAACCACCACUACCACACCCAAGCACCCACCUGGAGAAGAACAGUCCUAGUGUCGACGAUGGAACACAGCAGCAGGGGGAGACCUCCUUCACCCCAGAGCCUAGCACUAAGCCUCAAGAGUGUACUAUACGCCACCAAGAAUACGACAGUGGUGAACGUCAGCCUCGUAACCUCCCCUGCGGCCACACUGUCUGCUCACACUGCGUCGACCACCCCAGAGACAGUGCCGGGGCUGAGUGUUACGAGUGCCACCUACAACACGAAGACAAUACCGUUACGCAAUUCAUGAAGAAGAUAAACCUCGACUCAGUCACUUCAAGUUCGAGUGUUAUCUCUCAAGAUUUGAUUACGGUGAUUGGACCCAUCAAGGAGAAACAAGUUGGCUCCCUCACCCACCUCCUCACAAGGCAAGAUAAUAUGAGAAGUCAACUGGAUAAUUACAAGUCACAGGUCAAUGAGUGGAAGUCACAGCUCAUGGACACUGCACAGAAACUUGAGAAACAGGUCAAGGAGGCACUGCAGGCGUUGGAGGAGGAAGAAGAAGAGGUUAAUGACUUCAACGUUUCAGGGAAGAUCAUUGGAAGGGAUGUCAAGAGAACGUUGAUUAUUCUGAACAAAAACAAAACUCCAAUCCAGACUCUCAUAGAGAUAGAACGUGCUGAACGCCAUCAUCAAAACCUGAAGGUGUGGAUGACGAAGUUCUCUCAGGUGUUUCCGUGUCCGAGUGCCGUCGUGAACACAGUCAAGGCUCAAGAGGCAGUGAAGAGGGUCUUGGAAGUGAUGGACACUCAACUACCUAAUUUCGAGGAGGAGCUGCUGAAGGAGUUGAGUAUAAAGGACAAGGUCGACCUCCUCCUUCAAAGAGCACAAAACACCGUCACACCCACUACUGUCUCCAAACAAUACGUCAGGUUGUCUGCUGAUGACAUGAGGACAAGUCCCAACAAAAUGAAGAAAAUCCUACAGACAGGGAGGCUGUUUGCUGUACAGGCUUCCCGCAGCAACAGGUCAGCUGAGGUUUUGAUGAGUGAAGGACGCCUCUGUGUACAUGUUCUACAGGAUGUCACCCCACCUCCUGAUGCCUAUGUUAUUGAUUAUAACGAGGUGAUGACCCUGGUGAAGGCCUCUCCAACACUGGCUUUCCUGGACCUAAGAUGGACCGCGUCAGCAGGAGGGAGAGUGUACAUUAACGUCAACCCUUACACUGGUAGAGGGAAUCAGUUUCUCCUGUUGUGUAUGGGAGAAAAAGGUCCUUCAUACGCCGACGCAGUCAUCAUCAAUGUGGGGAACGAGGGGGAAGCCGGGGAGUUUGUGAGGUGUGGGGAUUAUGAGAGGAACAAUGGAUCAGGUGGUGCAGCCAUCGUCGAGGACUUGGAAGUUAGAGGUAUAUACGAGAAGCCCUUGACGGCGGGGACUGUAGCUGGCUGGUGGUGGAGUGACGAGAAAAUCCCGACUGCCCAGUUUACCAUCACCACUCGAGAUGGUCCUGAGGGUAAUCUAUGCCCCACUGCCUUUGGUGAGGUGGUGAGUGGGCUGGAGGUGGUGAAGGAGGCGGUGAAAUGUGUCAAUCAUUGCCAAGUGAAUGUGGUAAGCUGUGGUGUUGUAGUGUCCCCCUGACUACAUCACCAGGUCAUAAUAUCAACCACCAAGAGUCACCAUACUUGUAUCUUAUCACCAUCCGUCAUCACCAUUUUUUUGUUACUCUGGUUCUCUCUCUCUCUCACCUUUCAAAUCUUUAUAAUCCUCCGUUUACUUUCUAUAUUCUCACCAUUUUUUUUACCAUUGUGUCACUAUCAUUUCAUUUCUACCAUAUCUUACUACCAUAUGGCACUUCAGGACGUUUCUAGCAUAUUUUAACAUUCUCCCAUUCUAAUUCCCAUAAACUUAAUUGCAAUCUGUGUUCACGUUUAAGAUCCAUGUAUCAAAUGUCACUCCAACUGAAACAAUUCUAUCUGUUGUAUACAAAUUCUGUGCUUCAUGAUCCUGGUAACUGAAGCACCUGAACCUGAGGACUUGUGCUCGGUGUGGCAAGAUGAAGCACUUAUACUGAAACGCAACAGUGUCACUCCUUCAAGUUACUGCAAUACUUAAACAAUAACUUACAAUUACUUAUGUAUAAUAAAAAAUAAUAAAAUAA